AUGACCGCUCCAUCCACAUUUACAAUUUUAAGUUUUGUAGGAUUCCUCUUUUUCUCUAUAGUUGGAAUUGUUAUAUCCAACAAGUAAGUAUUAUGCUUAUAUAGUUAAAUUUAUGAUAUUACUUUGAAAUUACUCUUGACAAUUGUGUUAGUUGUGAUAAUUUAUGAAUUUUUCUUUAAAAAUAAAAAUGAGAAACCUGUUAUGAUAAAAUCACCAUAUAAAUAAAUAAAUUUUAGUGCAUUUGAAAGGAAUUAAGAGUUCAUUUAAUAGCCAGAAUAUCGAGGUAUUUAAUUAAUGCAAUGAUUAAGGAUAAUAAUAAGAAAUAAUUCAUACUCAAACAGAGUCUGUAGAAAGACAAAUCCCUUAAGAAAGGGAAAGAAUCUUAAGUAAGGAGUAAAGAAAAAAUAAUAUGAAAAUGUGUAAUAUAUAUGAUUGUUAUUAUUUUAGAUUUUUUGUAAGACAGAGAGAAUGAAGAAUGGCCUAUGCAAUUCAAAAAUGGUUCUAAUAGAUAAUAUUAUGUUGAUGAUACUCGAUCAUAAUAUAGUAUGGCUCAAACUUUGUCUUAUUAAUAAAUUCAAUCUCAUGGUAUAAACAGUUAUAAUAAUAAAUAAUAAAAUGGUACUCCAGAUUAUGAAAUUCAAUAAAAGAGUAAGAAUUCAGAAGUAAUAUUAUCUAAAUUAAUUAAAAAAAUGAGUGAUGCUCAUUAAAAAGCAGAAGAAUUAUUUAUGAAGUCAUUUAUUCCAACAUUUGUUAAAGAAUUUUAGGAUCAUCUUGUAAAUGUGAAUAGAAUGAUGAAAGAGCAUUUUUAAUAAAAAGUAAUUGAAAUUGAUAUCUUUUUUGCCAAUAAACCCUAUGAUAUAAAUUCAAAUAAACAUGAGAAAUCUAUUGGACUUAAAAGUAUUACAAUGGAAGAUGUGUUCUUUCUUAAAAAUUAAAUAAAAAGUAGAUCAAGAGAACCAGUAAGAGCACCUGUUAAUGUUGAGAAAUUUGCAAAAGAAAAAGCAGAAUUCAUUAAGGAAUGUGAUCUAUUGGAAUUAUUUUGUAAUAUAUUAGAUGUAUCUCUUAUUAACAGAAAAAUGUUAAAUGAUAAAAAACUAUUUUUAACUAAAUUAAUCGAUUUUUCAGAAAAUAAUUGUAAACCCAAAUAUCUUUCUGAUGGUUUAAAUGAAAAAAUGAUUAGUGAUUAUGAAGUAAGAUUAUAUUUAUAUAAAGUUACUCUUUACUGUUUUCAUUAAUGUUCUCAUAAAAUGUGUUAAAUAUGAAAAACAGAAAUAUAAUAAAGAUAAUAAUGAAUAAAAUUUAAAUGCAUGGAAAUCUAUUGAAGUUAGCUUAAUUAGAAUUGAGAGUUUAGGUAAUAGUGAAUGUAUAAAUUAAAAUGUCUCAUAAAAUUUAAAUGAAUCAUCAACUACUAAUCAAGCAUCAAAACAAACUGAAUAAAUUAAGUAAAAUAUAUAUAAUUUAAGUUAGAAAUCUAAUUAUCAAUUAAAGAUUGGAAUAAUAUGUAUCUGAACCUCAAUUUCAUUAUUAUAGUGAUUAUAUAGUCAAAGCUUUAAAUAAGGAUAAAGAGAUUAAGACAUUUAAAUUAGAAAAUAUAUUAUAUACUCCUAGAGUAAUAUAUAUUAUUUAUUAAAUUUAGGAUUAAAAUUCAUUAUAUUGUUUAAUAAGCUAUUAUCUUCUUCAUUUGUUAAAUGUUCCAAAAUAACAUUAGUAAUAAUUGUAAUAGAUGGAAAUGGAUUAAAAAAUGAUCAAAUGCUUAAUUAGAAUGUCAAAAGAUUUUUCAUAUUUAGUAGCAAAUGUGUGA
Paramecium primaurelia is the source of this 1801-nucleotide messenger RNA. Lineage: Eukaryota; Ciliophora; Oligohymenophorea; Peniculida; Parameciidae. The record is from the annotation of a GenBank genome assembly.